This is a messenger RNA of Lepisosteus oculatus (spotted gar), 1067 nucleotides long. RefSeq names its product RNA transcription, translation and transport factor (gene rtraf). Gene Ontology annotation, cellular component: tRNA-splicing ligase complex. The record is from RefSeq and is a predicted model, not a curated record. Gene Ontology annotation, biological process: tRNA splicing, via endonucleolytic cleavage and ligation. Gene Ontology annotation, molecular function: RNA binding. Lineage: Eukaryota; Metazoa; Chordata; Actinopteri; Semionotiformes; Lepisosteidae.
GUCGUUUGAAGUGUCAGUCACCCUUAGCGUGCAGACGCUGGAAGACGGUGUGCUGUGUGCUUUAAUGGGUUUAUGUUCAGAUUUAUGCGUUUGUUAACUAGCAUUUAAAAUCUCACCAUGUUUCGAAGAAAGCUUACAGCUCUGGAUUAUCACAACCCCGCUGGGUUUGACUGCAAAGACGAGACGGAAUUCCGAAAUUUUAUUGUGUGGCUGGAAGAUCAGAAAAUCAGGCACUACAAAAUUGAAGACCGGGGCAAUCUGAGAAACAUACACAGCUCAGACUGGCCCAAACACUUUGAAAAGUACCUUCAAGAUGUCAGCUGCCCAUUUAAGGCUCAAGAGAGACAAGAGGCCGUGGACUGGCUGCUGGGUUUGGCAGUGCGGUUCGAGUAUGGAGAUAACGCUGAAAAAUACAGGAACUGUAAACCAGAAAUAGCUGCCAAUAAUGCAGGGAAGCAAUCUGAUCCACUCAUAAAUCUCGACAUUAAUAAUCCAGAUUUCAAAGCGGGCGUGAUGGCUCUUGCGAAUCUUCUCCAAAUCCAGCGCCAUGAUGACUACCUGGUUAUGCUGAAGGCAAUUCGGAUUCUGGUUCAAGAACGAUUAACCCAGGAAGCCAUAGCAAAAGCAAAUCAAUCAAAAGAGGGUUUGCCAGUUGCUUUGGACAAGCACAUCCUUGGUUUUGAUACAGGAGACGCCACAUUAAACGAGGCAGCUCAGAUCCUGCGGCUGCUGCACAUUGAAGAACUGCGAGACCUGCAGACCAGGAUCAAUGAAGCUAUUGUGGCGGUGCAGGCCAUAAUCGCUGACCCGAAGACUGACCAUAGACUGGGUAAAGUGGGCAGAUGACCUGCCUGCCACACCCAGUCUCUGCUCUGCACACCUGCUCUCAGACAGUCUGUAAUCUUGACAUCUCCAUGAGGCCUGCUCAGAUUUGUUUUUGGGGUGGUGGGGUGUUAAAAGAUGGUAUGCAAAACAUCAGCCAGUUCUAUGGUAAUUUGAAAAUAAACUUUAAAAUGACUGAUCCACGAUUUAAUGUGUUUAAUGUUAAUAAAGUAUAUAGAAAGAUA